CUGCCUCCGGGGCGCUGCGGGCGACUCUGCGCGCCCCGGCGCGGCGCUCGGACUCCAGGCCAGCCGGGCUGCGGCCGCGCACAAAGGACCGUGGACAGCGGGCUCCGGGGGCUGCGCCCAGAGAGCGGCCCGGGGACGGCCAGCCACGCCGCGUCUCCUGCACGCCUCCGCUCCCCGGCGGCUGGAGCGGGAGCCGGAGCGGGCCCCGUCAUAUGACAGCGGCGACAGCGGCGGGCUAGCGCUCUUGCUGCCGGCUCCGCUGCGCCACGGCCGCGGGCGCCGGCGGUGGCCCGCACCGAGCCCGGCUGAGUGUUCGCCUGUCGCCGCCGCCCCGCGCCCCCCGCGCCCAGGCUUUCGGGCUCCGGGGGCAGGAGCCGAGGGGAGCCCCACGCCGGCGCCGAGCCUAAAAUGGCCACGCUGCUCCGCAAAAUCGGGCUGAUCCGCCUGCACAACCGGGACACCGAGGACCCCAAGCACCAUCACAACCACCGCGGCGGCGGCGGCCAGCAAAGCGCGUCGCUGCGCGGCAAGGGCGGCGCCAAGAGCGGCGGCCACAAGCAGCAGCAGCACCCCCCCGGGGGCGCUGGCGACGCCAGCCCCGGGUCGGGCAAGGGCAAGGGCAAGCGCGCGCCGGAGCUGGCCCCGCGCGACAAGCCGCCACAGCCGGCAGCGGGGGCUGCGGGGGCAGCGGGCUCCGGGGGUCCCCGGGAGCGGGCGGCGGGCGCCAGGGCGGGGCCCGGCCCGGCGGGGGCGGCCGGCGGCAGCCUGGUGCCCGCGGCGCGCCAGCAGCACUGCGCGCAGGUGCGCAGCCGGCGGCUCAUGAAGGAGCUGCAGGACAUCGCGCGCCUCAGUGACCGCUUCAUCUCCGUGGAGCUGGUGGACGACAGCCUCUUCGACUGGAACGUGAAGCUGCACCAGGUGGACAAAGACUCGGUGCUGUGGCAGGACAUGAAGGAGACCAACACCGAGUUCAUCCUGCUCAACCUCACCUUCCCCGACAACUUCCCCUUCUCGCCGCCCUUCAUGCGGGUGCUCAGCCCGCGCCUGGAGAACGGCUACGUGCUGGACGGCGGCGCCAUCUGCAUGGAGCUGCUCACGCCGCGCGGCUGGUCCAGCGCCUACACCGUGGAGGCCGUCAUGCGCCAGUUCGCCGCCAGCCUGGUCAAGGGCCAGGGUCGGAUCUGUAGAAAAGCGGGAAAAUCAAAAAAGUCCUUCAGUCGCAAGGAAGCAGAAGCCACCUUUAAGAGUUUGGUGAAGACGCAUGAAAAGUACGGCUGGGUCACCCCGCCCGUCUCUGACGGCUGACGUUUGCGCCGCGAAUCAGACGCUUAAGCCGCCUCUCCACACACACGGACACCCACCAUCUCCUCCUCGACGCUGAGCAGCCCCCAUCCUUUUUUACUCCAGCCGGAACGGAAUCCUGAGCGCCCAGAGACGUUUUAAGUUAUUUAUGAACAGAUGUGUUUACAGAGAGAGAGACAGAGGGAGCAGACACUGUUCGGGAUUAAGUUUCGAUCAUAAAUGAAUGAUCAUCUCUCGGUCACUUUAGAACAGAUGUUGAGAUGGUGACACUUCCCAGCCCACCUGCCCCUCCGCCCCCGGUCACAUUGCCCUUGGCUUCUUUCCAUGACAGCAGCUCCAAAGAGCAGGCAGGAAACCAGAGGCCGGCGGCCCGCUGGCCCCUUUUCCGUGUCGGUGACGCGGUUCAUCCUCCAAGGAGCCCUGUCACCGCUAGAUGUGUGCUGUGCUCUGUAUCUGUUUCUCUCCCUGGCAGGGCAUCGUCACUUGAAGACGUGUCUUUCUGUGGCCCCAUGUGACAACAUGUAGACCUCAUUUGUGCUAGAUGACCUUUGGCUCACGAAAACAAAAAUGUAAUAUUGCCAGGUUCUAGUGAUUCCCAACAACAACUGCCCUCUUGGUUCCAAUGUGCUCUCGGUGCCGAGGGGGUGGCGUGCGUCUGUCCACCGAGGGUCACGCGCCCUCACAGGAGAGGCGGGGUGCUGUGGCCACAUGGGGGCGCCCGACGCUGCCAUCGCCAGGUGCGUGCGCGCUCCCUGGGGCUCAGCGCCACAGCUGGUGAGAUGCGGACAGUGUCUUCCCACAUCCUGAGAUGCUCCUCGGACAGCGCGAUUCUGUUCCUGUCUUCUCCCGGCUGGUCAGCCCACCACCAAAUGCAAAAGACAGUUUUCCAUUCACUGAAGUCAUCUGACUCAUUUGAUCAUGUGUGCUAGUGACAGGGAAUGCCAGAACUGCCAAAGGAAACCAAGUGAUCGUCCAAUGAUUUGCAUGACCGGGUUUAUCUUCACCCCGUAGUCACUUGUGUGUCCCCCGAGGCCGGGAUGCGUGAGCUCCCUCGCUGAGAUCUAAAGUCCCUGUUAUUUAAUCUCCCCACAGUUUCAUUUCUCUCUUCUGUUAAGUUACUUAGAACUUUCUAAGAAACUCCAUGAAAUGAGGAAAUACUGUUUAUAAUAAUAUGCCGGACGAGGAAAAGUGUUCAUCCAAGUGGAAAAUCUUACUGGACACAUUUUAAAUAAAAUCAUGCAUACCUGACAUACUGAGUCGAGAAU
Messenger RNA from Rhinolophus ferrumequinum (greater horseshoe bat), 2567 nucleotides. RefSeq names its product ubiquitin conjugating enzyme E2 Q family like 1 (gene UBE2QL1). The transcript has 2 exons. The coding region runs from base 409 to 1305 and encodes 298 amino acids. The record is from RefSeq and is a predicted model, not a curated record. NCBI's taxonomy places the organism in Eukaryota, Metazoa, Chordata, Mammalia, Chiroptera, Rhinolophidae.